Messenger RNA from Meloidogyne enterolobii, 1557 nucleotides. Lineage: Eukaryota; Metazoa; Nematoda; Chromadorea; Rhabditida; Meloidogynidae. The record is from the annotation of a GenBank genome assembly.
AUGUUCCUUUUUUCACAAAUUUUAAUAAAAUUUUCCAUUAAUUUUUCAGGAAUAUGUCAGAAUAUGUCAAAUUGUUCGCAGAUAUCUCAAUAUAUUAGAGACAAAGCUAAUCGAACCCGAAUUGCUAUUGAAAGUUUUUAUGCUCAAACCAUUGUACAACUUACUGAAAGGGAUCAAAAGACUGAAAAAUUUGAACAAAAAAUGACUAAAGAUGGACUCAGUGAAAAAGAAAAGGAAGCUAAACGACAUUUACAUGUUGCAAAUAAUAAUGAUUUUAUUAAACAGAGGCCUAAAUUAUCAGCAAGUGAUUUCCAGUCACUUAAGGUAAUCGGUCGCGGUGCUUUUGGUGAGGUUCGCCUUGUUCAGAAAAUUGAUAGUGGCCAUAUUUAUGCAAUGAAAAUUUUGCGAAAGUCUGAAAUGCUCGAAAAAGAACAGAUAGCACAUGUUCGCGCAGAGAGAGAUAUCCUUUCUGAAGCCGACUGUGAUUGGGUUGUAAAAAUGUUCUAUUCUUUUCAAGAUAACAUAAAUCUUUAUCUAGUUAUGGAAUUUCUUCCUGGAGGUGAUAUGAUGACCCUUUUAAUAAAAUAUGAUCAAUUAACAGAGGAACAAACAAUUUUUUACAUAUCUGAAACUGCCCUCGCCAUCCAAGCAACUCACAAUUUAAAUUUUAUUCAUAGAGAUAUUAAACCCGAUAAUUUGUUACUUGAUGCAAAAGGACACAUAAAACUCUCCGACUUUGGCCUUUGUACGGGUUUAAAAAAGAUACACCGAACAGAGCUUUACAGAAAUUGGCCUUCACAGUUACCUGCUGAUUUUGCAACAAAACCAUUUGAUUCUAAACGGAAAGCUGAGACAUGGAAGAAGAACAGGAGAAAUUUAGCAUUUUCUACUGUUGGUACACCUGAUUAUAUUGCGCCCGAAGUCUUUCAACCAAAUGGCUAUACAAAAUCAUGUGAUUGGUGGUCCUUAGGUGUGAUAAUGUACGAAAUGCUCAUUGGUAUUGUUAAAUUAAAUAAAAUAAAAAUAAUUUCUAAAGGUUAUCCUCCCUUCUGUUCCGAAACUCCACAAGAAACACAUAGAAAAGUGAUGAAUUGGCAACAAACUUUAAUCUUUCCUCCUGAAAUUCCAAUCUCAUUGGAAGCAAAAAAUACGAUCAAACGAUUUUGUUGUGAAGUUGACAAAAGAUUGGGGAAUGAAUCUGGUCUUGAAGAAAUUAAAAAUUGUUCCUUUUUCAAAAAAACUGAUUGGGAACAUAUUAGAGAGUCGCCUGCACCGAUUCGGAUAGAAGUUAAAGGAAUUGACGAUACCUCAAACUUUGAUGAUUUUGGAGAUGCUGAUAUCCCAAUAAUUGGCAUGAAGGAUGUUGUUGCGGGUGGUUCUCCUGCUGGUAUUACAGACAAAGGUGAAUUCAUUCAUUACACAUUCGAGCGGUUUAAUUGUUCCAUUCAACAAAAACGUGGAACAAAUCAAGCACAAUUGACAACUGCACAACAAGUUAAUGAGGAAUUAAGUGCUAGAAAUACUACAGGUUCUUCAAUGAACGACAACAAUUUAUAA